AUCAGUCAAAAGACUUCCUAAACGAGUACUGACUAAUGGUUCCGCUGGAAGACCUUUGAAGAAACGGUCUCUCAUGUCUGGAGGUGACUAUGACUUCGACAAUAUUAUUGAUUUCGAUGACUUUGAUUUUAAACCUGAGGUCAAAGCAGACAUCGAUGAAUUAAAUAAUAAAAUUGAUAAACAAAUUGACGAAAAAAAUACAUUUGAAGACUUACCAAUGAAAACUAUAUCAGAUAGUGAAUGGAGUGCUUCCAGCACUAACAAUGACAUUCAAACGAUACCAAUUGCAGCCAUUUUACCCAAAGAGGUACCAUUCGAGUUGGACAACAACAACAAUAAGUUGAUUUCAUUUUACUGGUUUGACGCACAUAUCGAUCAGUUUAAAAAUCCAAGUAUUGUCUAUUUGUUUGGUAAAGUUUGGGUCAAAGAUAUCAAACGAUAUGUCAGUUGUUGUAUUCAAGUCCGUAAUAUUGAGCGCAAGAUUUAUUUGGUUCCGAGAGAACACAUGUUGAACGAUGAAACCAAAGAAGUCAAGAUUCAAGACGUGUACAAUGAGUUCAAUGAUAUAAUCGCUAAAAAGCUUAAAAUAACUCAAUUUAAAUCGAGAAAAGUUACUAAAAAGUACUCAUUUGAAAACAAUAACAUUCAAACUGAAGCGGAAUAUCUCGAAGUCUUGUAUUCGGCUUCUCAUUCGGUACUUCCACAGAACAUGAGUUCUGGAAAUACAUUUAAACACAUAUUUGGAACCAAUACAUCUGGUCUCGAAAAUCUAUUACUUGAUCUCAAGCUAAUGGGUCCACAAUGGCUCACAAUCAAGAAUCCUGAGAUUUCUGAUCCACCCGUCAGUUGGUGUAAGAUUGAGCUCAUUGUUAAUAAAGCGAGCGCUCAGAUCUCAGUGGACAGCCAUCAGAAACCGUCGCCUGAUUUUACAUUAAUAUCACUUAAUAUGAAAACAUUUGUCAAUCCAAACACAAAACUUAAUGAGAUUAUUGGUAUCUCUUGUUUUGUGAACUCUUCAUUCAAUUUUCACAAAUCAAAUGUUGGAUCAAAAUACGAUUCACACUUCUGUGCCAUCACUAAGCCAUCUAAUAAUUGUGGUGUUAAUCUUCCGUAUGAUUUUACACCAAAAAUGGCACUUAAAAAUUACAAUAAGACAAAAGUGGAUCCGUUGAACUCUGAGAGAGAGCUUCUCAAUUAUUUUAUGGCAAAACUGCAUCAAUUGGAUCCCGAUAUCAUUGUUGGUCACGAUGUUUACAACUUUGAUUAUGAUCUACUCUUGUCUCGAUUUGCUUACCAYAAAAUAGCUAUGUCGUGGUCAAAGAUGGGUCGACUUAAGAGAUCUGGUAUUCCUAAUAAAGCUAAAGAUAAGAAUCAAUUGUGUGGUCGUCUUGUGUGCGAUAUUAAAAUAUCGAGCAAAGAGUUGAUCCGCUCUAAGAGUUAUGAUUUGACACAAUUAUCGACACAGAUAUUGAAGAAAUCACGUUUUGAAGUCGAACAACACUUUUUGCCAAAAUAUUUUGCAAACUCUAAUCAACUCUUAAGACUUAUUGAUCUUUUUAUGAAAGAUAAUGAUUUAAUUAUUAACAUAAUGUAUGAGUUGAAUGUAUUACCGCUGGCCCUACAAAUUACAUCCAUUGCCGGCAAUUUGUUGUCGCGUACAUUACUGGGCGGCCGUUCCGAGCGUAACGAGUAUUUACUUCUUCAUGCAUUUCACGCUAAAAACUAUAUCUGUCCGGACAAAGUGUUUGCAAACAAUGGUAAACAAAUUGAUUACAAUGAACUCGAGUUAAAUACCGAAGCAGUUGUUCAAAAAGGCAAAACCUCCCGAAACAAGAARGCCGCCUAUACUGGUGGUCUGGUAUUGGAKCCUAAAGUGGGAUUCUAUGAUAAAUAUAUACUUUUAAUGGACUUUAACUCAUUGUAUCCGUCAAUUAUUCAAGAGUUUAACAUUUGUUUCACAACUGUUUCACAAAAUGUACCAAAUAAUGAUAAUGAGAUCACUGAGGAAUAUAUACCAGAAAUUCCAGAUUCAGAACUUCCUGAAGGAAUACUUCCUUCUGAAAUCAAAAAGUUGGUCGAAAGUCGAAGAGAAGUCAAGAAAUUGAUGUGUAAUCCGGAUUUAUCAUCAGAUUUAAAACAACAAUACGAUAUCAGACAAAAAGCUUUAAAACUAACAGCAAAUAGUAUGUAUGGCUGUCUUGGAUUCAGUCACUCACGAUUUUAUGCCAAACCAUUGGCCGCAUUAGUUACUUAUAAAGGACGAGAAAUUCUUAUGAAUACUAAACAAUUGGUUGAAAAAAUUGGUUUGGAAGUGAUUUAUGGUGACACCGAUUCCAUUAUGAUUUUGACAAAUUGUGUCAAUUUUGAUGACGUAAAAGCUAUCGGUAGUAAAGUUCAGUCAGAAGUUAACCGUCUCUACAGACUUCUUGAGAUAGAAAUCGAUGGCGUAUUUCGUUCAAUACUUUUGCUUAAAAAGAAGAAAUAUGCGGCACUGACUGCACAGAAGUUACCUAACGGUGACAUCCAUUACACUAAAGAAGUUAAAGGUUUAGACAUUGUUCGUCGCGAUUGGUCUAUAUUAGCGAAGAAGGCCGGAGAACACAUUCUCGAUGAGAUUCUAGCCAUCGAUAAACCCAGUGAUGUCAUUGUAGAUAACAUUCAUAGCUAUUUAAAUCAAUUGGCAAAUGCCAUCCGUAAUAAUGAACUGCCUAUCGAUGAGUUUGUGAUUAGUAAAGCAUUGACCAAAAAUCCCGAAGAAUAUCCCGAUAAGAAAGGUUUGAGUCAUGUGACAGUCGCUCUCAGAUAUAAUGAGUCAAAUAAAACCAAGAAAUUAAAAAAUGGAGACACAGUAUCUUAUGUUAUAUGUGAAGACAGUUCCGGAAGACCAGCCACUCAAAGAACAUAUCAUUGCGAUGAACUCAAAGAGAAAAACUUGAAGAUUGACGUUAAAUAUUAUUUGAGUCAACAAUUACUACCUGUUGUGUCUCGACUUUGUGAACCCAUUGAUGGAACCGAUUCACACAUUUUGGCUGAAUUUAUGGGAAUUGAAUSUAAUAUUAAUGCUAUGAAUCGAUCCAUCAUUGAAAUUGAGACMGCAUUUGAAAGAGGGGAACAUAAAUACGAUUUGUGUAAACCAUUGAUUUUUAAAUGCAUUAAUGAAAAUUGUGCUCAAGAUAUAGUAAUCAGAAGAUUAUUCAAGAAAUUUGAAGAUAACAAAGAAGACGAACAAAUAGACAAAUCAUUGGCGAAGAAGAGAUUAGAAUUGUCUUUCAAUCGAUGUUCUCACUGUAACAUAGAGUUCACUGAUAUAAUGUCCAACAAAUUUGAAGUCCAAUUAAGACAUUAUAUAAACAAAUUUGUCAACGAUUUCUAUCAGAAGUGGAUGAUCUGUGACGACCACACGUGUGCCUAUAGAACUCGUUUAAUAACCGGUCGUAUGUCAAGAGUUGGUCCCAUUUGUCCGAAUUGCAAAAAUGGAAAUUUGUGUCCAGAGAUAACUGAUGCCCAACACAAUCUCCAAUUAACAUAUUUUAAACAUUUGCUUGAUUUGGACGCCGCAGCYAAAGAGGUUUCCGCGAGUGACAUAAAGUUAAUUAAACUGAAUAGAGAGCACUUGUUUAGUAAACUCAAGUCAGUGGUCCAAACAUAUCUAGACUGGAACUCAUAUAAUGAAUUGGAUAUGAAUUAUUUGUUCAAAAAGUUGAGACUUAAAAAGUAAAUAAUAAUUGUUAUAUAUUUUAU
Molecule: messenger RNA, 3741 nt
Organism: Oppia nitens
Lineage: Eukaryota; Metazoa; Arthropoda; Arachnida; Sarcoptiformes; Oppiidae
Product: DNA polymerase alpha catalytic subunit-like
Exons: 3
Coding region: 74-3718 (1214 amino acids)
Biological process (GO): mitotic DNA replication initiation; leading strand elongation; DNA replication
Cellular component (GO): alpha DNA polymerase:primase complex
Molecular function (GO): DNA-directed DNA polymerase activity; single-stranded DNA binding; chromatin binding
Source: RefSeq, a predicted model, not a curated record